AUCCUGACAUUUGCAUAGACAAUAAGAUGAAGUUUUUACUUCUGCUGGUGAUGCUGACAGCAUGUGCUGCUACACCUCAAGAUCUUUCAGGUAAAAUGUUCACCUUCCCACAACAGACCAGCACCGCUCACGUGAAGCUGAGUACAACAAGAGAGGAUUUCAGUGCUGUGACUGUCUGUCUCAGGAGUUUUACAGACCUCAGCAGAAAUCACGUCCUGUUCUCUCUGGCCACACCAUCUGCUGCAAAUGACUUAAUGAUUUUCAAGUGGGCUCCAGCCAAUCAGAUUGAAAUAGCUGCCAGAAAUGUUGGUGCAGUAUUUGAUGGUCAGGAAUACACACUGAACGCAUGGCUGUCUGUCUGUGCCACCUGGGACUCUGCGUCUGGACUGGAACAGUUGUGGCUGAAUGGAAAGCCCAGUUCCAGGAAAUUCACCAGCGCUGGAUCAAACAUCAGAGGACGCGCCAUCAUUACCUUAGGACAGGAGCAGGAUUCUUAUGGUGGAGGAUUCGAUGCCAAACAGUCUUUUGUUGGCAUGAUCUCUGAUGUCCACAUGUGGGACUACGUCCUCUCACCCUAUGAGAUCCACUGCUACAUGGACAACAUCAACUUCACACCGGGGAAUGUGCUCAACUGGAGGGCGCUUGACUUCCAGAUUACAGGCAGAGUGCUGCUGGAAGAAAAACAAAAUAUCUUUCACUAAAUAUUACAGUUUUUCCAUGGUUUU
Myripristis murdjan (pinecone soldierfish) is the source of this 725-nucleotide messenger RNA. RefSeq names its product C-reactive protein-like. Lineage: Eukaryota; Metazoa; Chordata; Actinopteri; Holocentriformes; Holocentridae. The transcript is spliced from 5 exons. Bases 27 to 701 code for a protein of 224 amino acids. The record is from RefSeq and is a predicted model, not a curated record.